GGUACAAGGUAUUUUGCCCAUAUCGUUGUUUCUCAGACUGUGAAGAGUUUUGCUUGUGGUACGGACGGCUGUUGAGCUAUCGCGGCAGCAGCAAUACCAAAACCGCCAGAACGCAACGUCUUGGACGUUUCAGCGCUCUUCCGACGUCAUGAAAAUGCGGUUUCGCAUUUGGCCGUCUGACCGAGUUUCCUUUUCAUUUCGUAACCUGUAUAAUAACACCUGGAAGGAUUACAAGGUCGCUGUUGCGCAAUCGCACAGCGAACAAACGCUGCUGCGACCGACAUAACUUUCGCGACUAGGAUGCAGACGACAUCGCCAACGAUGCUGUCGCACGCAUCCGAGAAAGUGCUCUCUGCCCUGCUUGAGGUCCGCAACGAAAUUCUCUUCUGCGGGGCCUCUGCGGUCGUCCUGGCUUGGCUGCAGUUGGGACAAGGCUUGGCGGAGCUCUUAGGAAGGGUGCUAAUUGGAGUCAUUUUACCUGCCCUGGGACUCGGAUGGGUUUUAUGCCGUGUCCUGAGGAGCCGGACACUUGUUCUGCCGCACAAGAAGGCUGUGCUCAUAACGGGUUGUGACCGUGGAUUCGGCAACCGGCUGGCCAGGCGCCUUGACAGCCUAGGCUUCCAGGUGUUUGCGGGAUGCUUAAAUGCCAAGAGUGAAGAUGCCCAACAUCUCAAGCAGCAGACGUCUCCGAGGACCCAUGUCUUUCAGCUGGAUGUCACUCGGGAUGAGGACAUCAGGGCAGCUGUCGACAUGGUCAAGGAACAACUUGGUGACAAUUCCCUAUGGGGCGUCGUGACAAACGCCGGAAUCAACGUCUUUCUGGAACUGGAGUGGCUCCGACAGGAAGACGUGAAAAAUAUGUUUGACGUCAACGUCCACGGCACCUUGUCUGUCGUUCGGGCUUUCCUUCCCAUGUUGCGGCGAUUCAAAGGUUCCAGGAUAGUGUUGGUGGCUAGCCAAGCAGGACGAAUCGUACCAUUGUGGAUCGUGCCGUAUGCCAUGACCAAAGCUGCCGUCAUAGCCCUAGCAGACGGAUUAAGGCGUGAACUAUGCAAGUGGAACGUGCAUGUCUCUACCAUCGAGCCCUACUAUUACCUCACGGACAUCAACCCCAAGAGCGAAGAAGAAAUGCUCCGGCGGCACGCUGCCGUGGCCGAACCCGUCCGUGCCGCCUAUGGCAGCCAUUAUCCGCAAGAAGCCGCCCGAAGCAUGGUGCGCUUCCUGCAGUGGGCAUCCAGGACAGACAUAGGUGAAGUGACGCGUGCCAUGGAGCAAGCUCUGAUGCAGGUUCAGCCAGAGCGCUACUACCGCUGCGAUGGAACUCUCACUUGGAUAUUGCACCUGCUCCUCUUCAACCUGCCCAGCUUCUUCGCCGACGUCGCGGUGUCAACCAUGUUUACGGGUAGUUAUGCUCCGGAUAAAGAUGGAGUUCUUCAACGGAGACAUUUGCGCAAAACUGACAACUGUCACUCUUGGUGAUGCUGACAAGGCUCACCAUAUCACCAAUAUCAUUGUGGACUGAUGCGUGCACCGUGUUGAUUAUGAAAUGAGGAAGUGACAGAGAGGAUGAGCCCAGCAGAGCAUGAGCAAAGGUUACCCAGGGCAGCUCUCUUUAUACGGGAUAAAGAUUGCAUGGUGAGAUUGAUCACUGUGUAUCAGCUGUGGAAGCUCGUAUCAGUGGGGAUCUUCUGCUGCUGCUGUUCUGUGGUGAACCUCAACCGUGUACCCACAUGAAUGCAGUUCAUUGCAGGUCAGGGACAUUGAAUAUGGGAUACUCAUUUUUAUGCAUUCUGUACAAACUUGUAUGACUCACUGUGUGACUCGAUGUGCAAAACUGUGAUACACGCACAAGUAAAAUCAUGCUGAAACACAAAACGCAGUUUGUGACUGGGGAUGAAAACUGACUCAACCAAUGGGAUCCCAAGAGCAAGCAAGAGCAUGGCCUCUAAGCACGAGAAUUCUCCUCCGCCCGUAAAAUUCGAGACAGCCUCUAUGGGAAAGAUCAUGACAAGAUUUUUUGGGGGAUGAGGAGUUUGCUCUGCAGAUUGAUUACCUACAACCAAAAACUAGGACAACAGGGGCCUAUCAUUCCCGUGCUGGUUCGGAUGAGGCCAUUUAAAGAAAAGUGCCACGGAAAAUUGGGCAAACAAAUUUUGAUGCUGCAUGACAAUGGCCACCCUGGUAAUCGCUUACUGCAUAAGAAGCUCUACAGAAAUGACUGUUCCAAGUUGCUAAACCACCCAGCCUAUUCUCUGGUGACUUCUUCCUGUUUUGACAUUGAACCUUUGAGGACAAUUUCUCGAUGAAGAGGCAGGCAAUUGAACACUAUUUCCAGGGGUAGUUUAUUCUCUUUAGGAGUCUGAGAACUUGGAAAGCCAUGUGUGAAGCUUGGGAAGGAGGGGGGGGGGGGGGGGGGGGGGGUGC
Ornithodoros turicata is the source of this 2424-nucleotide messenger RNA. RefSeq names its product retinol dehydrogenase 7-like. The record is from RefSeq and is a predicted model, not a curated record. Gene Ontology annotation, molecular function: oxidoreductase activity. The transcript is spliced from 6 exons. Bases 301 to 1479 code for a protein of 392 amino acids. NCBI's taxonomy places the organism in Eukaryota, Metazoa, Arthropoda, Arachnida, Ixodida, Argasidae. Gene Ontology annotation, biological process: steroid metabolic process. Gene Ontology annotation, cellular component: intracellular membrane-bounded organelle.